Caenorhabditis bovis is the source of this 657-nucleotide messenger RNA. The record is from the annotation of a GenBank genome assembly. NCBI's taxonomy places the organism in Eukaryota, Metazoa, Nematoda, Chromadorea, Rhabditida, Rhabditidae.
AUGUGGCCGCCGACUGAAAAUAUUUGCCAAUAUAGCUACUUGGAUCACAACAAUCUGAGUCCGCAUGUUCUCCAUGAGCAUUACCAUCAUAAUCACUAUCCGCAUACAUCCCAAAACAAUUAUGAAUGUUUCCAGACGCUUUCUUGUCCAUCAGAUCUUCCUGUCGAAACCUCGUUCAACAAUUAUACAGAUCUAAAUAACUAUUGGUGUCCUCCAGAAGAUCAUUGUGCUCAUAAACGAUGCCAAGCUCAUUGGCACGAAAACAUUCCGGAAGGACAAUCAAAGAUCUUCGAAGAAAUCUCGAAGGAAUGCGAGCAUUUCCUCAAACAGGCCGACUGCGAAAAAUGCAAAAUAAGGCACCAAGACGGAGGCGAAGAGGCGAUUCCGAUUGACGAUCUCGUUGAAAUUGUGAUGCAAACCGUCGACAAUAUAAAAGAUCAAGUGUCGCCGAAAAAUUCAUCGGUUGACAAGAAACGUGAACAAAACAAAGUUGCUGCCGCUCGGUAUCGCGACAAGCAAAAAGCCAGAUGGAAGGGACUUUUGGAAAGCCGCGAAAAAGAAGAAAAACGAAAUGUCGAGCUGAAAUCGAAAGUCAAAAAGCUUGAAGAAGAAGUUGAUGCCUUGCGAAAGAAGUUUUUGAUGACAAUAACUCAAUAG